AUCCGCCACCCCUUUUCCCAGUCUCGCUCUUGUUAAUUUUUCUUCUUCUAUUUCCAAUCCCCACACUGUCCAUCCCCCGAAUCGAAUCGAUCGAAAGCGGAAGCGAAAAGGGGCGGAGGAAUCUAUGGCGGCGUCGACGGCGGCGGCAGCGGCACCCCCUUCCUCCUGCGAGAUCGCGCGGAUCCCGGAGGACCUCCUCGCGGCGUCGAUCGCCCGCACCACGCCGCGGAACGCCUGCCGCGCCGCCGCGGUCUCGCCGGCCUUCCGCGCCGCCGCCGACUCCGACGCAGUGUGGGCCUGCUUCCUGCCGGGCGACCUCCCGCCGCUUGCCGACGGGGAGCUCUCCCCCGCGCCGCCGUCCAAGAAGGAGCUCUUCAUGCGCCUCUCUAACAGCGACAGCCCCGUCCUCCUCGCCGACCGCCUCAUGAGCAUGUGGUUGGACAGGGACACCGGCGCCAAGUGCUACAUGCUCUCGGCGAGGGCGCUGUGCAUCAUUUGGGGCGACACGCCGCGGUACUGGCGCUGGAUCCCUCUCGCUGACUCCAGGUUCUCGGAAGGUGCCGAGCUCCAGGAUGUUUGCUGGUUGGAAAUACGUGGCAAGAUACAUUGCAAGAUGCUCUCGCGAAACUCAACUUAUGCUGCUUACAUGGUGUUCAAGAUAUCCGAUGAAUCCUAUGGGCUGGAUUAUCCACCCCAGGAGGCUGCAGUUACAAUUGGGGAAAGCAAAUUCACUCGUCAGGUUUGCCUCCAAGGCCAUGAGAACGAGGGUGAGGGCAUAGAAGAGGUGCCUCAGAAUUACCGAUCUCUUAUGGUUCCAGCCAUCACACGAAGGUUAAGAAGAAACCGUCCUUUGCCUCAUGGAGUGACUGUGCCUAAGAAAAGGGCUGAUGGCUGGAUGGAGAUGGAAAUGGGUGAGUUCAACAAUGAAGAAGGUGAGGAUGGUGAGGUGUCUAUCAGUCUCAUGGAGACAAUACAAGGCCACUGGAAGAAAGGUCUUAUUGUGCAGGGCAUUGAAGUUAGAGCAAAGAAAUAAAACUGGGAGGGUGGGAUAUCGUCUUUGCACAUCAAAAUAAGGCUAUAUGUAUAUGUUUUGCAGCAUUGUGUUGGUGGACAAUGUGCUUUUGUUUGCCAACGAGCUGCUAACUACACACUGAUAAAUGGGUGUGUCCAGGUUCUUGAGGGAAAACAAAAAAAAAAAACCCUGCAGUUUUGUACAAAUUAUGGUGUCCCAGAUCAGUUAGUGCUUGUCUGCUUGAUGACUGGCAACGUUUGGUUCUGAAAAUGUAACUAGGUAUUGCUGUUAUUUGGUGUUCCAACUCCCGGAAUACCGGACCUUUUUUGUGAGUUGCGGGCUGCUUUUUUAAAUGAAAGAUUUGGAUCCAUAUCA
This is a messenger RNA of Setaria italica (foxtail millet), 1387 nucleotides long. Its product is annotated as F-box protein PP2-B10. Gene Ontology annotation, molecular function: protein binding. The coding region runs from base 125 to 1033 and encodes 302 amino acids. The transcript is spliced from 3 exons. NCBI's taxonomy places the organism in Eukaryota, Viridiplantae, Streptophyta, Magnoliopsida, Poales, Poaceae. The record is from RefSeq and is a predicted model, not a curated record.